This is a messenger RNA of Cydia splendana, 516 nucleotides long. RefSeq names its product neuropeptide SIFamide (gene SIFa). Lineage: Eukaryota; Metazoa; Arthropoda; Insecta; Lepidoptera; Tortricidae. The transcript is spliced from 2 exons. The record is from RefSeq and is a predicted model, not a curated record. Bases 37 to 249 code for a protein of 70 amino acids.
UAAAUAUGGUAUCUUUUGUUGGAUUUCAGAUUCGCGAUGCAUGCAUUCAUCACUCUCUGCUUCCUGGUUGUCGUCAUGUAUGCUCUCCAUUUUACUGAGGGAGCAUACAAGAAGCCGCCAUUCAACGGUUCCAUUUUCGGAAAGCGGGGCUACGUUGAAUAUGAUUCAACAGGCAGAGCAUUGUCUGUCCUCUGUGAAAUUGCCUCCGAAACCUGCCAGGCGUGGUAUCAAGCCUUGGAAAAUAAUUAAUUUCGUACAAUCUAUUCCAUUCAAAAUCUCUGAAAUGUAUUACUAUAGGUGCACUCAGCCUUUUCAACUUUCAAUACAUACUUACGCUUUAAGGAAUAUGUAGAUAACAUUUGAGGCGUGUUUCUUAAUAUAUAAGAAUUAAUCUAAUUAUUCUGUAGUCUAGUCUAGCAUGGCUCUAGUCCAAAUAUGGCUUUAUAAUUUUUAUUUUACCUGUAAUUAAAAUAAAUCGUGAUUUAAAAGUUAUAAACAUUUUUAUCCAAGCUGAUA